UCAACACAUUCCCACUGUGCGUUGUUACUGUAAAAUGAAAUUAAUUGGGACUUCUCUAAAAUGUUAGACAUGUAACUGUCGCUAUCAUUAAGCCGAUUUGACACAUUAUUCAGCGUGUAUCAUUUUAGGAUUCCAGUUGAAAGUGUAAGGUAGGAGAGAAAUGGAUUAUAGGCGAGAUGAUGAAUGAGUGAUCGGCAACACUAUGAAUGCCCCGCCUACUUCCUGGAUCAUGCCCACUGUUUUUGAAUGGCAUUCAAAGUUAUAUUAAUCAAAUUCAUGAAAACGCAGUCAUUGAAGAUGUAUGUAAAAUUAUAUUCGUGGAUUAAUUUACUUAUAUCUGAUGCCUUUCAUUAACGUUUUCAUUGUUUGUAAUUGAAUACCUUCAUAACGAAUAUAAUUAUACAUAUAUCUUAAAAUAUAUAUUUCACAGGGACCUGCUGCUGACUGUGAGGCAGGUUGUUACUGUGAGUGGUUGGGGGGACCGGAGGGGUGUGUGUGUGUGAGUUGAGAGAGCACUACAGCUACUGGCACGCGCGCAAGUAGUGACAUACAUUGCAGAAUAACUUAUUCCAUUCCCUUUAAUGUUACAGUUUUCAUCUAAUGUAGAGGUUGUCUGGAGAGCUACUGGAGUAGAUGAACUGUUGGACUCCCGAGUGGCGCAGCGGUCUAAAGCACAGCUUGCAAUAAUGAUUAUGAAAACUGAAUUUAGCUUCCAACGUCGUUACAAGUUACUACGAUAAUAUUUAAUUGUCUCGGUAACAUUAUGGAAAAGGGGUUUACAAUAUAAAUGGCAACUCCUCUUGCUGUGAAAAAAGGAGCUUGUUUUCAGGCCUUUUGGGCACUUUUUGAGUUGUCAUUGGUCUGGAAAUUUUGCUUGACCUGGCAACACUGCUCUUAGAGAGAAGGGGGAUAUCUGUCAGAAGUAAAACAUAGCAUUUUGUAUUUCAGAUCUGUUUCCCCAUUUCCUCAACACGGACAAUUUCCCUGUUUAAACAUCCUGACUUCCAUUCAUCUGUGAUCAUUAUUCAUAACUUCAAUAUUGAACCAACAUGGCCAUGUUCUACUUCUGACAUACAUCCUCCCUCUUUCCUUGAAGUAAGCACAGAAUUACAAGAGUAAGCAAUGGUUCUUUAUAUUAUAUAGCUUUUGCCUAUCCAUAUUGUAUACAAUUUGGUCAUGUCUGCCUGUCGGUCUGUAAGAUGGGGUAUAUGCAGGAAGAGGAGCACACCACAAACAUGUUAUACCUGAAGAGGUCGCCUGGCAUCCGCUCCUGGUCGCUGCUCAUAGGUAUUGCGUCCAUUGGCCUGGCUGCUGCAUACUACAGCUCUGGUACAACCUUAUUUACAGGCAUCACCAGCGUCAGCCUGUCCCGUCUUGAAUCCGUCAUCAAUUACAUCAUUAAGACAGAAUGGGGGAAAAAAAUGUCUGCCUGUCUCUCGUCCCCAUUUUCUGGUCUUUCCAGACUGUAUCCUGUGGAAGCUUUUCUACGUGACGGGCUGUCUGUCGUGGCCAUGCAGAAUAUGGAGGAGUGGGAGGAGGCAGUGUUUGAUAAAACCAAGAAAGUGAUAGAGCUGUAGACCUUCAGUCUGUAUGCUCUGAUUCUCACCAUGUGUAGCAGAGGCCAGGAGAAAGGUGAGAAACAUCACCUAAUGUGUCCUGUACAGUACUUUCACAUGGAACCUCCUUUACCAAUAAGGGUAGAUCAGAUGGGAUGAGUUUUACGAUUGGAAUCCAGUUAGCGCAGGGGUCUUCCAACGGGGUCUCUCCCUGUCUCCAUCCUUCUAUUGCUCCCUUCCAUCUCCCUCACAUACCCUCCCUCUCCUGUUGUCGCCCUUCCGUCACCUGCCCCAUACCCUUCCUCUCCUCCGGUCUCGGUCUUUCAGUGGUGAUGGACAUGAGGCACCUGCGUGACGUAUGUGUUCAGGAGGAGAAGGUGCGCUACCUAGGGAAGGGCUACCUGCUGGUGCUGCGACUGGCUACAGGUUUCUCCUACCCCCUCACACAGAGCACCACCAUGGGGGGACACAGUGAUGUGGAGGCAGUGGCUUCGUUGCUCAAGCGUUUCCUGGGUCUGGAGGAGCUGCAGCGUCACUGGGAGCAGGAGGAAGAGGCAGUCAGGGAGGAAGAUGAACUGAACCGCAGCACUGACUCCGGAGAAGAGGGGGACUCAGUGCAGUAGAAGGAAAAGAGAUGAGGGGAAGCCACAGCAGACUUGAAAUGCACCCAAAUAUAUUUUACAGCAUUUUGUAGUAUCCCUAAUACUAUAAAUUGCCUUAAAUACACUUCAAUGGUAGAGUUUUCCACAGAAUAUUUAAACAAAUUCAUAGUUUGUGUUGCCUGUUCUUCAAAAACAAUCAUUACUGUAUUAGACUCAACCCUAUAAUUACAGUGCCUUUCUAUUUAAAUGUAAUCAGUAUGUGUGAAAUACUCAUUCAAAACAUUCCCACAGUUUAGGGAACACAGUGUGUUUGAGACCUCCCAAGUGAUAAUCUUGGUCUAGUAGGAUUGUCUCUACUCACUGCAACCAUCCAUCCAUCCAUCUGAAUGCAUGUGACUGUAAACUAUAAUCAAGCAUGGAUUUCCAGGGAUCAGUUAAGAAUGUUUGCCUGUUAUGUUAAAGUAAAUACUUGCAUGUCUUUCAGCAUUGAUGGGUCCCAUCACUAGGGUCAGACAGAAUCUGGGGAGGCAAAACCUCUAGAAUGAACUUAAUCUAACAGCUUCUACAUCUGCAUUGCCCGCUGUUUGGGGUUUUGGGCUGGGUUAUGUAUAGCACUUUGUGACAUCUGCUGAUGUAAAAAAGGGUGUAAUAACUACAUUUGAUUGAUUUAUUAUUCAUAGGGUAAACUACAGAUUUCAUCUGGCCUUAUAUACACAAAACGAAAGACCAGUCUCAGGUAACAUUCCUGUCCAUAGACAAAUGUGUUAAUAACAAUAUGUAUGUUUGACAAAUAAACUGUAUUACAUUGUAUCUGGACUGUAUUAAGUUACUGCAUCUGUUGGCAAGAGGAAGGUGAGUGUAGAUGCCUUCUGUUGCUUGAAAGAAAGAAUGCAUGAGAUAUUUUGUGUCCAGUUAGUGUGUGUUGCUGGAUGACUUCAGGUACUGGUUUGCCUAGUCUUUUUUUUUUUUUUACUUAAAAAAAAACAAAAAAACUUUUAUACAUUUAUUUUUGCUUUUUUUGUUAACAAACAGAAUUAAAUAAAAGUUGCUUUUUGAAAAUCAUGGAAUA
This is a messenger RNA of Oncorhynchus gorbuscha (pink salmon), 3227 nucleotides long. Its product is annotated as cytochrome b-245 chaperone 1 homolog. The transcript has 3 exons. Bases 1712 to 2179 code for a protein of 155 amino acids. The record is from RefSeq and is a predicted model, not a curated record. NCBI's taxonomy places the organism in Eukaryota, Metazoa, Chordata, Actinopteri, Salmoniformes, Salmonidae.